CACAUUUCUAAAGUUUCCCCUGUCUUUUUUUGGUUUUUUUCUUGGAGGAUUUUAUCAAUGGAAGAAAUUGAAGUACCUCAAUAUUUCCUCUGUCCUGUAUCUCUUCAGAUCAUGAAGGACCCUGUUACGGUGUUGACCGGGAUUACAUAUGACCGUGAAAGCAUAGAACAAUGGUUGAAGACGGCCAAGAAAACGACGUGCCCCGUGACGAAGCAGCCGCUGCCAAGAGACACUGAUUUGACACCAAACCAUACCCUGCUAAGGCUAAUCCAGGCGUGGUGUAUUGCAAAUGCCAAGUAUGGGAUUGACACAAUUCCAACACCCAAAUCUCCUCUCAAAAAGAGUCACGUUCUUGGACUUAUUGGAGAUCUUGGGGUUGAUCACUUGUGUGUAAUUGCUGUGAAAAAGCUGGAAGCUUUAGCCAAGGAGAAUGAGAGGAACAGGAAAUGCAUGGAGGGAGCUGGCGUUGCUAAGGGUAUGGCUUUGUUCAUGAUAAGGUGUUUCAAGGAAGGCAGAGUGAUCUCUGUUCUUGAGGAAGCUUUGAGUAUUCUUCAUCUCACUUGGUCUCAAUCGGACGAAAUUAAAGGUCUUGUGAAUGAAAACCAUGAUUUCAUUGAUUCAUUAACAUGGGUUCUUCGAUUAUCUGAAAUUGGAAGUGAUCAAGUUGUUGUGAAGACGAAAGCAUUGCUGGUGUUGAAGCAGGUGAUGGAAGUUGCAAAGACAAGACUCCUGGAAAGAUUGAAACCAGAGUUUUUCAAAGAAAUUACAGGGUUCCUUAGGAAGAGAAUCUCUCAGCAAGCUACCAAAUCAGCCUUGCAAAUAUUAGCGGAGGCAUGUCCUUGGGGGAGAAACAGAUUGAAGAUUGUGGAGGACAAUACAGUGUUCCAACUCAUUGAACUCGAGCUAGAAAAACCCGACAAGAACAUGUCUGAACUCAUAUUCAAUCUCCUGGCCAAAUUGUGUUCAUGUGCGGAAGGGAGAGCUCAAUUUCUAAGCCAUGCUGGUGGCAUAGCAAUGGUGUCCAAAAGGAUCCUUAGAGUUUCUCCAGCUGUGGAUGAACGAGGAGUUCAGAUACUCUCAUCAAUCUCGAUGUUUUCUGCAACAGAUGAAGUUCUUUUGGAAAUGUUGACAGUCGCAGCUGUAACGAAGCUGUGCAUGGUGAUUCAGGCAGACUGUGCUGCCCAUUUGAAAGAGAGAGCCAGGGAAACUCUGAGGCUGCAUUCUAGUGUUUGGAACGAUUCUCCUUGUAUUGCUGUUUAUCUCUUAACAAGGUACCAGAGAUAGCACUAGGAUAUGGUGAAUUUUUUUUUUUUUUUUUCAAACACACAUCGUUGUAUAAGCUAUACAACAGGAUUUGGAAAUCUACAGCCGUGCACCCCUAAGGGAUGAAUUUCACGAAAUUAGUGUUCUUUCCUUCCUUAUAAAAUUGAUACAGAUAC
This is a messenger RNA of Rubroshorea leprosula, 1439 nucleotides long. The record is from the annotation of a GenBank genome assembly. Lineage: Eukaryota; Viridiplantae; Streptophyta; Magnoliopsida; Malvales; Dipterocarpaceae.